GUCCCUCCGCGGGCGUGUCCCUUCGAGGGCGCGGCCGGAGACUCGGUGAGGCGGGUGUCGGCUCCGGACGGCCAGAGGCAGGGGAAGAGCAAGCUAUGGGUGCUGGGGCUGAAGAGCGGUCUCAGCUUGUUUACCUCACGUCCUUCCAGAAGGUUCUAAGUGUCUGUCAUGUCUUGUCUGUCAGUGGGACGGCCCAGAGAAGAGGACGCGGAGGCGCUGACAUCUAGUUCUGAGCAGCUGUUGGACAUCAACUAAGAGGACCUGAGAGGAGGCCUCUAGAGACCUACAGCACAGGCCGCCAUCGCUCCGCACUCUCCGCUUCCUGUUCUGAGAAUCGGGUGCCACUAAGAUGUCGAACCCAUUCCUGAAACAGGUGUUCAACAAGGACAAGACGUUCAGGCCCAAACGCAAGUUUGAGCCUGGCACGCAGCGCUUUGAACUGCACAAGCGCGCGCAGGCAUCCCUGAAUGCGGGGCUGGACCUGCGGCUGGCUGUGCAGCUGCCACCAGGCGAGGAUCUCAACGACUGGGUGGCCGUGCACGUGGUGGACUUCUUCAACCGCGUCAACCUCAUCUAUGGCACCAUCAGUGACGGCUGCACCGAGCAGUCGUGCCCGGUCAUGUCUGGGGGCCCCAAGUACGAGUACCGCUGGCAGGAUGAUCAGCGCUACCGGAAGCCCACGGCGCUAUCUGCGCCCCGCUACAUGGACCUGCUUAUGGACUGGAUCGAGGUGCAGAUCAACAAUGAAGACAUCUUCCCCACUAAUGUCGGCACACCAUUUCCCAAGACCUUCCUGCAGGCAGUGCGCAAGAUCCUGUCGAGGCUGUUCCGCGUGUUCGUGCAUGUGUACAUCCACCAUUUUGACCGCAUCGCCCAGAUGGGCUCUGAGGCGCACGUGAACACCUGCUACAAGCACUUCUACUACUUUGUCACGGAGUUCAGCCUCAUCGACCCCAAAGAGCUGGAACCCCUGAAGGAGAUGACAUCACGGAUGUGUCACUGAGCCCCCCCAGCCGCCGAGACUUGGGGAGACAGCUACACGCAGCCUGUGUCUGAGGAGCAGCAAUACCAUGGCGUCAGCCCCCUCUCCGGUGACUGUGACCGCUCUGACUCUAAGCAGGCCCCUUGCCAGCAUCCAGGGGCUGGACUUGAACCUGGACAUUGCGCUUUCAGCCACUGGGUUUACACUGUGUCUGUGCCAAGGCCUCUGACAGGAGGCCGGACUUGGAGCCAUUGCUAACUACCCCCUGACAACUUCAACCCCAGAUUGCCAACCUGGGAGGGGAGGGGAAGUGCCCCCAGGUCUCUUCUGUUUACAGUCACAUCGAGCGUGGGUGACCACGUAGGCCGCCAGCACACCUCCAAAGACGUCCUGAUGUGCCAUGCCCCCUCAUCGCCAGCAUCGCCAGGCCAGGACCCCAGAAUUGGGUGUUCUGAGGAGUCUCUGUAAGUCAGGCAGGGUACACACACUGCAUGCCUGAUUCCAGAACUAUGCAGGAAGAAGGAUAGCUACAAACUUGAGGCCACCCUGACCUCCACAAUGAGGGUCAGACCAGCCAGGGUCCCAUGACAAGAUUGUCUUUUAAAAAAAUGUAAAGGAGCCAGGCUGGGUGGCCCACGCCUUUAAUCCUAGUGCUUGGGAGACAGAGGCAGGCAACUCUCUGCGUUUGAGGCUAGCCUGGUCUACAGAGCAAGUCCAGGGCAGCCAGGGCUACACAGGGUCUGCACAUUGGGGAAGUGUUAGCUGCAUGCGUGUGAGUGCACACGUGUGACCCCCACACACCCGUGGAGGAGCCUGGGAGAGCCAGGCGUAGGUGCAGAGGGGCAGACAGUGAGAAUCGCAGCCAUGGUCCACCCUGGCACACAGCUGCACAGAGGUGCACAGACCUGCCCUGCUCUGAGGGUGGCCGGCUCCUGCACAGAUGUGCACAGAUGUGCACAGACCUGCCCUGCUCUGAGGGUGGCCAGCUCCUGCACAGAUGUGCACAGGCCUGCCCUGCUCUGAGGGUGGCCAGCUCCUGCACAGAUGUGCACAGAUGUGCACAGGCCUGCCCUGCUCUGAGGGUGGCCAGCUCCACUUCUUUUCUUUCUUUUACAUUGUUGGUUUUGCUUUUGAAACAAGGUUUUGAAACUGGCCUGGAACUCACAGAGAUCCUCCUGUCUCUGCAUCCCAAGUGCUUAGUUAAAUAUGUAAGAAACCAAACCCAGUCCAUUCAGAAAAAUUUUUGGUUUUGUUUGUGGUUUUGUUUUUGUUUUGAGACAGGCUCCUACUAUAUAGCCUUGACUAUCCUGAAACUUAUUUAGUAUACCAGGCUGGCCUCAAAUUCACAGAUCCACCUGCCUCUGCGUCCCAAGUGUCAGCCAGCCAAUCGAGAUUUUUGAGAUUACUUUUAACCGGUUUCUAGUGGCCGCCCUCCUGAGAACAGUGUCCAGUCUGUCCUGGAAUCCAGUAAUGAAUUCAUUGUGGCUUUCACCCUGGAAUCUGCAGUUCCUGGAGGGUGGUAACAGGAACCUUUCUUCAGUGGCAGCCUAUUAUGUAGCAAAACUUUGUGUGUUGUGUGGCCCCUAUGGGCUUAGGACCAAACUCCACAGGUCCCUCUGCCCUGCCACAGAGGGCAUAGCAGACAUGACUGUCCCCAGCUCCAGCGUGUGAGCCUCCUGGGCAUUCCCAAAGACCCCUGCACUGUAAAGAUCCCGAGGAAUUCUGGUUAUUUUUCCAGAGGCUGCCACUAACCUAACUGUGUAGUUAACAAAGCGUCAAUGCCUGAGCCCAGAGCCUCAGAGACACCCUGAGUCCUUCCAGAAAUCACUGCACCCAAUACCCAGCUCUGGAAAAAUCCGGGACCAGCCCUCAAGGCUUGACUGAAUUGGCCACCUUGCCAAAUCCCAGCAGCCCAGGGAGGGGUCCACUUCCCUCCCUCCUCCAUGCCAGCCUAAGAAUAAAGUGGUCCUCCCCAUACUAAGGGCUGCUCCUCUCUGCUUCUCUGCAACUCCCACCCUGAACGAUGGCCUGGUGACAAGCUUUGACAACAGCCUGUUCCACCACAGAGGACCAAGGACUACAAGAUAACAUGAAACUACGCAGAAAGCAGACUCGAUGGCUGGCUGACAAUUCUUUUGUGUUCUGAGAUGGAGUUUUCCUGUUGUUGUAUGAAUGUGCAUGAUGUGUUGUGUUGCCACUGUGCAUAUGGAGGUCAGAGGACAACUCUCCUCUUUUUACCCCCUGACCACGCCCCCAUCCCCCCUCACUGGGAGAUGCUAGGUGCGGCCCCACCCCUGAGCCAAGCUCCCAGCAGCUCACUUGGGAAUUCUGGGGGGAAGGGGACUUCACGCCCAAACCCUCCGUUUUAAGUGAAAAGCAUAGUGCUGACAGCCAACUGAGUCUCUUUCCAUGUUUGUAUUAUGGCUGUAGAUCCCAAUAUAAAAGCAAUUUGUUUAA
Apodemus sylvaticus (European woodmouse) is the source of this 3439-nucleotide messenger RNA. It is a transcript of the gene Mob3a, whose product is annotated as MOB kinase activator 3A. The record is from RefSeq and is a predicted model, not a curated record. Gene Ontology annotation, biological process: positive regulation of protein phosphorylation; signal transduction. Lineage: Eukaryota; Metazoa; Chordata; Mammalia; Rodentia; Muridae. The coding region runs from base 350 to 1003 and encodes 217 amino acids. The transcript has 5 exons. Gene Ontology annotation, molecular function: protein kinase activator activity. Gene Ontology annotation, cellular component: cytoplasm; nucleus.